This is a messenger RNA of Homalodisca vitripennis (glassy-winged sharpshooter), 819 nucleotides long. RefSeq lists its product as uncharacterized. Bases 1 to 819 code for a protein of 272 amino acids. The record is from RefSeq and is a predicted model, not a curated record. NCBI's taxonomy places the organism in Eukaryota, Metazoa, Arthropoda, Insecta, Hemiptera, Cicadellidae. The transcript has a single exon.
AUGAAUGACAUUGGCAACGUCAUCCUUACCAAAUAUCUCAUGUUUGCCGAUGAUAUCAAGGUGUUUGGCUCGGUGUCGUUGGCUCCUGAUUUUGAGCGCCUCCAACUUUCUCUGACUAACAUCGAUGCCUGGUGCAAAGAGAACUUCAUGGAGCUAAACGUCUUGAAAUGCGUUGUCAUCUCCUACAAACGUGGUGCAGCUCCAGUCCGACACGAUUAUGUCCUCAAUGGAUCUACACUGAAGAGAGUGGACAAAGUACGCGAUCUCGGAGUGACAAUGACCCCUUCGCUCAACUCUCAAGAGCGUAUUGUCCACAUUACAGCCAAAGCAAGUUCUCUGGUCGGGUUCAAAUUCAGAUCGACUAGGAACUUCAACUCGCCUUUCACCUUGAUCACGCUCUACAAGUCCCUGAUACGCCCGCUGCUGGAGUAUGGGUCUAUCGUCUGGUCUCCCUUCGAGAAGAACCAUGUCAACCAAUUGGAGGACAUUCAAAGCCGCUUCAUACGGAUGCUUGAACCGAGACUUGGGUUUACCUACCGCACCACCCCGGUUGACGAUGUGGAGAAGUCCUUCGCUCUUCUACCUCUAUCACUCCGACGUCAUCAUGCCGACAUCAUUCUGCUCUACAAGCUGGUAAACGAGCUCAUCGACUGUCCCAACAUCCUGAGCGGUAUUGACAUUACCACGCCCAGAGGCACUCGCUCCAAGACUAUCUUCAGCAGACGCUUUCUCCCAGCCUACUAUUCUUACAACAGCGGAAUUUUCCGUCUCCUCAAGGCUGGUAGCACGCCGGCUGCUCAACUGGACUUCUUCUUUUAG